UCGCAGGGCUAAAGUAUGGCGGACACCGGUGUGGCGGAGACGCUCCUCCGGUGGGUUGAGAAGGCGGGCGUCGGAGCCGUGAAGAGUCUUCAGACUCUCGGCGACGUGAUCUCCGCCGAACUGCGCUCCUCCAAGCACUGGGAGCUGACGGGGGAGGGCACAGAGAUAGCCGAGCAGGGCAGCCAUGAAGCCCGGGUGUUCAGCUCCAUCCCGCUGGAGGGUCUGGCCCAGAGCGAGCUCAUGAAACUGUCCUUUGGGAAGAUCGGCUUCAGCAAGGCCAUGUCCAACAAGUGGAUCCGAGUGGACAAGGCGCAUGAGGGCGGGCCGAGGAUCUUCAGGACUGUGGAGAAUAUUGAGGACCAGGUCCGAGAGAAGCUGCUUCUGGUGCAGAGGGGCAACAGCUGUGAGCUGGAGGAGAAAGAAAAGAAUGAGCUGAAGAAGAGACGACUGCUCUCUGAAGUGACGGUGAAGUCUUACUGGAUCACUAAGGGCAGCUCCUUCAGCACCACUGUCACCAAGCAGGAGACGGAGCUCACGCCUGAGAUGAUUGCCACUGGCAGCUGGAAAGAGAAGACAUUUAAGCCGUACAACUUUGAGGCCAUGGGUGUGGCCCUGGACUGUGGCCACCUGCACCCACUGAUGAAGGUGCGAACGCAGUUCAGACAGAUCUUCCUGGAGAUGGGCUUCACCGAGAUGCCCACCAACAACUUCAUAGAGAGCUCUUUCUGGAACUUCGACUCCCUGUUCCAGCCCCAGCAGCACCCGGCUAGAGACCAGCAUGACACCUUCUUCCUGUCCGACCCGGCGCUUGCUCACGAGUUCCCGCAGGACUACCUGCAGAGAGUGAAGAGGGUCCACUCCGAGGGAGGCUUCGGUUCUCAGGGGUACAAAUACGACUGGAAGACAGAGGAAGCUCAGAAGAACAUCCUGCGCACCCACACUACAGCAGUCAGUGCACGCAUGCUGUACAAGGUCGCACAGCAGGAGAAGUUCACCCCCGUCAAGUAUUUCUCCAUCGACCGCGUGUUCAGGAACGAGACCUUGGAUGCGACUCACCUGGCCGAGUUCCACCAGAUCGAGGGCGUGGUGGCGGACUACGGGCUGACGCUGGGAGACCUCAUGGGGGUCCUGCACCAGUUCUUCACCAAACUAGGAAUCACCAAACUACGCUUCAAGCCUGCCUACAACCCGUACACUGAGCCCAGCAUGGAGGUGUUCAGCUACCAUGAAGGACUGAAGAAGUGGGUUGAGGUGGGAAACUCGGGGGUGUUCAGGCCAGAGAUGCUGCUGCCCAUGGGUCUUCCUGAGGAUGUGUCGGUGAUCGCCUGGGGCCUCAGUCUGGAAAGACCCACCAUGAUCAAAUACGGCAUCAACAACAUCAGAGAGCUGGUGGGACACAAGGUGAACCUGCAGAUGGUCUACGACAGCCCCAUAUGUCGACUGGACUCCUGAGGUCCACCCCGACUUCAGUGUUGUUGUUAUUCAUAUGUUACCAUGUACGUUCUUCUGAACUAAGCUUGACCAGUAAAACCAGUGACUGUUUGGAUUCAGACAACACAAUGAACUUGGCGUUCAUCAGUGUGAGUCCCGACUCUGUUACUCUGUUACGGCUCCUCGACCUGCUUGUACAGGAAGACACACCGCUUUUGGAAUAAGAACAAAUAAAAACAUUUCAGGAUA
Molecule: messenger RNA, 1680 nt
Organism: Monopterus albus (swamp eel)
Lineage: Eukaryota; Metazoa; Chordata; Actinopteri; Synbranchiformes; Synbranchidae
Product: phenylalanyl-tRNA synthetase subunit alpha
Biological process (GO): phenylalanyl-tRNA aminoacylation
Cellular component (GO): cytosol; cytoplasm; phenylalanine-tRNA ligase complex
Molecular function (GO): phenylalanine-tRNA ligase activity; ATP binding; tRNA binding
Source: RefSeq, a predicted model, not a curated record